AUGCAGCGCGCGCAGGCCGGUGGUAACAACUUCAUGCAGGGCUUCACGCUGCCGGGCGAGUGCGACAAGGCUGCCAAGAUUCUCAAGAGCUUCCUCGCUGACCCAUCGAACCCCGAGUCGGCGCUAAACUCUGUUCCGAAGGAGGUUCUUCUCAGAUGCAAGGGCCUCGCCGUUUUCACAAUCCUCAAGGCCGGCUUUGUCUUCAGUGGCAAAGCCGGUUCCGGUAUCGUCAUUGCCCGCCUCCCCGAUGGCAGCUGGAGUGCGCCGAGCUGCAUUGCCACCGCAGGCGUCGGAUGGGGUCUGCAGGUCGGUGCGGACCUGACUGAGGUCGUCAUGGUUCUCAACUCGGAAGAGGCAGUCAAGGCCUUCUCUCGUGGCGGCAAUGUCACCAUCGGUGGUAGCGUCUCAGCGGCUGCGGGCCCAAUCGGCACUGGUGGCCAGAUCAACGCAUCUCUGGUAAACCCGGCUCCCAUUUUCAGCUACUCGCGUUCCAAGGGCUUGUUUGCCGGGCUCUCACUUGACGGCACGAUCCUCGUCGAGAGGUACGAUGCCAACCACAAGUUCUAUGGCAGCAAUGUGUCGACCACAGACAUCCUGACUGGCCGCGUUCCGGCUCCCGAGAUUGCCUCGCCAAUGUACGACGUAAUUGAAGCCGCCGAGGGCCUCGACGAGAGUGGCCUGCCGAGCGAAGGUUACGUCCCAAGUAGUCACCCCGCACCAGCAGCUGGUGCGCCGGGCACGGGCGUCGCCCCUGGUGCUUCCGCCGACAAGCCCGUCUUUGAUGCGAGCGCCCACCAUUAG
Molecule: messenger RNA, 801 nt
Organism: Cutaneotrichosporon oleaginosum
Lineage: Eukaryota; Fungi; Basidiomycota; Tremellomycetes; Trichosporonales; Trichosporonaceae
Biological process (GO): actin filament bundle assembly; regulation of ruffle assembly; actin cortical patch localization
Cellular component (GO): actin cortical patch; ruffle membrane
Molecular function (GO): actin filament binding; phosphatidylinositol binding
Source: RefSeq, a predicted model, not a curated record